This is a messenger RNA of Theobroma umbraticum, 1144 nucleotides long. RefSeq lists its product as uncharacterized. The record is from RefSeq and is a predicted model, not a curated record. NCBI's taxonomy places the organism in Eukaryota, Viridiplantae, Streptophyta, Magnoliopsida, Malvales, Malvaceae.
UUCUAACUUCUUGUCAGCUUCUUGUUGCAUUUUGUUUACUUUUAACUUUACUAUUGGGAAUAGUUUAUCUACAAUAUCCUCAUGGUUGAAAGUCAAAAUCCCAACAUACCAUUAAACUAACCAGGAUCUAACCUUUCUGACAUUUCCUAGGAGUAAAAAAGGCCGACACAUUCCAGCCAGAGCAGCGCAGCUCCCGGCAACCGCCACUCAAAUAAAAAACAAAUACAAAAUGCCAGGGCCAGGUCCGCAUCUCAUGUAUGCAAUGAACUCGGGCCUAGCUCUCACCCACCUCACCAAGGGGCGUUUUACCCCUCACCACACCCUUACCUACACUCUCAACGCCUUCUUUGGCCCUGACAUAGGCUCCUUCUCAGAGUGGCUAAGCUCCACUCUCUUUGCUGGAUCUUCCUUUGUCUCUUCUUUAGCUGACGCAAUUCAUCAUCCUUUUUAUUAUGUGCUGAUUCUGGGGUUGCCUUUGUGCGUCUUCUACUCUUGGGUGUCAAGUUUUUUGGUAAAAAGAAGUGUUCUUGAUUCUGUUUCUGGGGUGCCACUUUCAAGGAGGCAAUGCUUACUGCUGAUAUCAGCCGGCUCUUUAUCACACUUUUUCCUUGACCACUUAUUUGAGGAAAAUGGGCGCUCAUCCAUGUAUACUUGGAUAUUAAGCACUGGUUGGUGGAUAAACCGUGCACCUGUCAACCCAGAUGCUGUCAUUGUAGUUGGAUUGCUAUGCACUUGGUUACUUGGUGGCUUCAUUUACAUCAACAGAGCGAGGUUGACAAAGUCUACCAGAAAACAAUCAUAUCAGUCAAUGAAACUUAUUUUGAUCAUUGCAAGCCUCUACUGCUUGUGGUGUGCAAGCCAAGUAUACUGGGUCAAUCCUCGUCGGCCAGCAGUUGGUGAAGAAGCUGAUCUUGGAGUCCUUGUUUUUUUGGCUACCUACUUUUUUCUUCCUCACUGCCUGUGUAUAUUGUCCAUGAACUCUGAGGAUAUUCAUACAGAGCAGCUCCCACUUUAAUUGUAUUAUCAAAGAGAGGUGAUCGUUUAUAUUUUUGUUUGUUUUCCUGUAAGAAGGAAAUGUGUUAUGCGGAAAAUAAUGUACAUAAGGAAAUGUUUUAUGCGGAAAAUAAUGUACAUACUCUUUAUA